Messenger RNA from Cuscuta epithymum, 3037 nucleotides. NCBI's taxonomy places the organism in Eukaryota, Viridiplantae, Streptophyta, Magnoliopsida, Solanales, Convolvulaceae. The record is from the annotation of a GenBank genome assembly.
GUAGAUACCCUUUGUUGACAAGUUUAGGGGCUUUUUGCCCCUUUUCCCCAAAAAGAAAGGUGCGCCGAGAUGCUCCGUUAAAAAAAAACAGAAGUACAAUCGCUUCCAAACACCCUGAAACCUAAAAACAUUAAUCGGGCUUCGACCCAAAACCCUGCGCACCAAAGCUGCGAUUCCUCUCCCUGGAGCUGCGACUGCAACCUCUACUACUACGACUUGCGACUGUUACUGGGAGCACCGGAGGACCUGCGAUUGCUACAGGGUUGCUGCACGCAGUGUUCACCUGCCAUAGCAGUCAUCUUGCGCCAAAGUCGUCCAGAACCAAUUUCAAGUCUUCACCUUCCAAGCAAUGUCACGUAUUUGCGUGAAGAAUUUACCGAAGUAUGUUGCCGAGGACCGCCUCCGAGAAUUCUUCUCCGAGAAAGGAGAAGUUACUGAUGCCAAGCUCAUGCGCACCCCAGAUGGGAAGAGUAGACAGUUCGCAUUCGUUGGAUUUAGGAUGGAGCAAGAAGCUGACGAAGCAAUCAAGUACUUCAAUAGGUCUUUCCUUGAUACUUGUCAAAUUACUUGUGAGAUUGCCAGGAAACUUGGUGAUCCAAAUGCCCCACGUCCAUGGAGUCGGCACUCAAUAAAAAAGGAAGAGAAACUAAGUACGGCUGACAAGGAAAUAACUUCAUCAGCAAAUAAAAAGUUUAAGGGGUUAAAAGAGGACAAUAAGCUUAGUAUAGAGGAAAGUGAAAAUGAUGAUCCUCAACUUCAAGAGUUCCUCCAGGUCAUGCAGCCUCGAAGUAAAUCUAAGAUGUGGGCAAAUGACUCAACUAUAGCCCUCUCUCUUUCGGACAAUAAAAAGACAAGUGAAAAGAAAUGUCAAAUGCAGGAGGAAACUAAAGCCGACAUGAGUAUCGACAAAAUUGAUCCAGAUGAAGAUGGUGAUAAAUUUAAAGCAUCUUUGAAUGCUUGCAAUGUUGUAAAACCAAAGAGUUUUAUCCACGAUAAUGUUGUUUCUGAUGUGGAUUAUUUCAAAAGAAGAGUGAAGAAGGACUGGUCAGAUUCAGAAAGUGGUGAUGAAGAUGAAGAAGAUGAUGGUGAUGAUGAUGAUACUAAAACCAAUGAAGACUGCAAUAUGGAUGUUGAAACCUCAUUUAGAAAGAGCGGUGAUGAUAUAGAUGCCCUUGCGUGUGGUGAUAACAAAAAGGAGGGAAGUGAAAGACAGUUUGUAGAACAUAGCGAUGAAAUGUUUGAAUUAGGCGAUCAUAUAUCUAAUAAAGAUGCAGAAGUUUUAGAAGGGGGCCGCCUGUUUGUCCGCAACUUGCCUUAUGCUACAACGGAAGAAGAACUAGAGGGGUAUUUCAGCAAAUAUGGCAAGGUUUCACAAGUUCAUAUUGUUGUAGAUAAAGAAGCAAGAAGGUCAAAAGGGUUUGCAUAUGUUCUGUACACUCUUGCAAAAUCUGCAGCUAGGGCAUUAGAAGAGUUGGAUGGUUCAAUAUUUCAAGGAAGAUUGUUGCAUGUUAUGCCGGCAAAGCAAAAACAUUCUGCCUAUAGCCAAGAGGUAAAUGGAUCUGGGAAACUAUCACUACAAACAUUGAAACAUCAAAGACUGGAAGACAGGAAGACAUCUGAAGCAAGUGGAAACACGCAAUCGUGGAAUGCUUUGUUCAUGCGCCCAGAUACAGUUGUGGAAAACAUUGCAAGGAGACUAGGUGUUAGUAAAUCUGAUCUUCUGGAUAAAGAAGCUUCUGAUCUUGCCGUACGUAUAGCCUUGGGAGAAACUAAAGUCAUUGCUGAUACAAAGCAAAGUUUAGUGAAAGCUGGAAUAAAUGUUUCUUCUCUAGAGGAAUUUGCUGCUGGAAAAUCUGACAGAAACAAAAGAAGCAAUCAUGUUAUACUAGUAAAGAACUUGCCCUACAGUUCAUCGGAAAGUGAGCUUGCAAAUAUGUUUGGGAAAUUUGGAGGCAUAGAUAAAAUUAUUCUUCCUGCAACAAAAACUUUAGCUUUGGUGGUGUUCCUUGAACCAGCUGAAGCACGCGCAGCAUUCCGGGGUUUAGCCUACAAACGUUACAAAGAUGCACCAUUGUAUUUGGAAUGGGCUCCUGGCAAUAUUCUUGAUCAAACGGGUGGUUCAAGUAAUUCUAUGAUUGCUGGUGAACAAGAUGUCAAGAAAGUUUUACUAGAACAGCAACUGGAGGGUACAAUAGAUACUGAUGUUGAUCCUGACAGAGUUGAGUCAAGAUCACUUUAUGUGAAGAACUUGAACUUCACAACAUCCGAUGAGAGCUUGAAAAAACAUUUUGUUGGAAACAUGAAUAAUGGAGAAAUACGGAGCGUCAGGGUGAAAAAGCAUACAAAAAAUGGGAAGGCUGUUUCAAUGGGUUUUGGAUUUAUUGAGUUUGAUUCUGUGGAUACUGCAAUACACGUGUGCAAAGAUUUGCAGGGCACUGUUUUAGAUGGCCAUGCGCUAAUUUUGCAACUUUGUCAUGCUAAGAAGGAUGAACAAGUACCAAGCAAAGUUGGUAAGGACAAGAGUUCAACAAAAUUGCUUGUGAGAAAUGUUGCAUUUGAGGCAACGGAGAAAGAACUUAGGAAAUUGUUCGAUCCAUUUGGCCAGAUCAAGAGCUUAAGGCUGCCAAUGAGGUCUGGGAGCCACAGAGGCUUUGCAUUUGUAGAAUUUGUAACGAAGCAAGAAGCUCAAAAUGCCUUUGAAGCCCUUUCUAGUACUCACUUUUAUGGUCGUCAUUUGGUUUUGGAAAGAGCAAAAGAAGGAGAGACCUUGGAGGAACUACGAGCUCGCACUGCUGCCCAAUUCGCUGGUGAGCACAAUGGCUUCCAGCCUUCAGAGAAAUUAUCAAAGAAAAGGAAACUUAUGGCUUUAGACAGUUAAGUUGUGAGAGAAUAAAGGAUGAGAUGAUAUUUUUAUAAUAGGUCACGUUAUUUAUGAUCUUAAUCCUCUUGCCGUUAAGAUUAUUGUAAGUGAUAAAACCUGGAUUAUUCUUAACAAAUUUUGGUUUGAAAUUAUAGUACUAUACUACUAUGUCCUUCA